GCCUACGUCGAAAUGAAACUUAAUCUAAUUUUUGUUUAGACUGUACUCUAGCUGUAGAAGGAUACGGAGGGUUGUUGCAAGUUAAAGGCAAGUAGUGUUUAUUUCUCCACAAAGUCAUGAAAACUGAGCUUUUAUAGUAGUUGAUCUCUGGAAUAUUGUUACUGUCUUCUCGGGAACAGAAAUGGUAUACAUGCAGUUUGUAACACAGAUCUCGUCGAUAGCUCAUCCUCCAAUCUACCAACUCGACUGUGAACAAUGAAUACCACGCCAUGGUUAAACGCGAGCAAUUAUGUUGAGGAUGCCAAUUUGGCGACGUCGCCGAUGUCAGCCGACGAUGACGAUGGCGGUGGAGAUCAAUCACGAUGUCAAAAGCCUUUGUUUAUCACUAAAAACAUCACGUUAGCCAUAGCGACGUCGUUGAUGGUCGCCACAUUGAUCUUGAUUCCGUGUCAUCGUCGACUUCGAAGACAGCACCAUAUCUUCCCGUACAACCUCGUGCUCGCUGACUUCAGUGGUGCGGUGGCCAUCAUUAUGUUUGCUUUAGCUGGUUAUUUCGAAAUUCCGGGGGAGGCGGAAAAGUUCCUGGUCAUCUUGUUGGCAACAUCCACCAUGGUAUCACUUCUUAGCGUUGUCUUGGUAACCGGAUAUCAAUUUAUAACAAUCCGUGUCGACCCUUUCGGUUCUAGGAACAUCAUUACAACACGGAGGCUAAUCUUAACAUGCCUAGUAACAUGGGCCAUAGGAUUCAUCUGUUCUUCACCCAUAGCCGUCAUCAACGAUGCGAACCUUUUCAUAGCCCUUCUCUCCAUCUCGUAUUCAACCACAGUCGCUACCGGCCUCGCUUACCUCUUCAUCUACCGGUCGGUAGCCAAGGUACCUUGCGGUGGCAGCAUUACCCAGGAACGUAAGGACCAGAACCAACGAGUCCUCCGAACCUUCGGGAUGGUCUUCGGGACCACUGUGCUGUGCUGGAUCUGUCCCUGGGUAACUUGGACCAGGCAGAUUCUCGGCUAUGAAGAACACUGCCUUAUCACAAUAUCAGAUAUCAUGAUAAACGCCAAUUGGAUUGCAAAUGGUGUCAUCUACUGGUGGAGACUCAAAGAUUUUCGUCUCAUUUUCGGGUUCUGUCGGAAACAGAGAGGCAGCAUUGAUCCUGAACUAUCGUUGGUAACUGAAGUGAAAUGAACACCACGAACACAGGUCAAACUUAAAAACGUAUACUUAUCAACUUGUUAUUAUGAUCAAGUUUGACGAUGAAGAACUGAAGCCCCCAUCAGAGACCAUGAAUUCGUGACAUCUUUGGUCCUUAAAAAAAAGGGGGGCAGACGAACCUCUCCCAUAGCUAGGCUGUUGUACACAACAUUGCAAAUCGAAGGAUAUAGGAUCCUCGUCAAUGCUUAACUGAUUAGUCCAGUAGACGGUCUCAUAGGCCAUGUACAAGACCUGGAAAAGUUGUUAAGUACAAGGUUUUUUUGUUGAUUCGUGU
Molecule: messenger RNA, 1486 nt
Organism: Lytechinus variegatus (green sea urchin)
Lineage: Eukaryota; Metazoa; Echinodermata; Echinoidea; Temnopleuroida; Toxopneustidae
Exons: 3
Coding region: 256-1185 (309 amino acids)
Biological process (GO): G protein-coupled receptor signaling pathway
Cellular component (GO): membrane
Molecular function (GO): G protein-coupled receptor activity
Source: RefSeq, a predicted model, not a curated record